ACGUGUAUGAUGAUUGUGCUCAAAAAGGAUUAACAUUUAAAAUGUAAAAAUAAAAUAAGCAGAUACGAUGGAAAAAUUGACUGACUAAUAAUUAACAUAUACGAAUAAUAUGCGAAUAAUUUAAAAUACAUAAACAGAAUGUGAGAAGGCCAACUGAUUACCAGAGAUCACUCCCAAAAAAAAAAGCCUCGAGUGCUCUUUCUCUCUCCCAUAAAAGCAGAUUUGUUUACGAUUUCAUAAACAAGCAGAUCAUACGAACAGAAUCACUUAGUUGGCGUUUCAGAAUGCACGCGACUUUAAUCUCGGCUCUUGGGACAGUAUAUCUGCUCUACCUGUUCCUGUUCCAGGUACACCUCACGGCACAAGCCACCGUGAGUCCUUCGGUGUACGAUCCUUCGGAGGUUGACAACACCCCGGAAAAAGGGGUCGAAAAGUGUGCUGUAUGUCCUCCAAGAGCGCCAACACGUUUUACAAGUCAAGUAACGCCCAGCACCAGAAUGAAUUCAAAAAACACAAAAAGAAAAACACAAAAAGAAACUACGACCACAAAUAUCUACAACUACAACUAUUUUAACGUCUACCAGUACUGAUUACGAGGCAGACGAGUCCACGAUGUCCCCCUGCACAAUCGCAAAGUCCACUGACUGACUCUUCGUUCUCGAAUCGCUUAUCACGGAGCCGUAAGCAACAGGUUUUGAGCUGCUGAACGCAUGCCCAUAGGCCACAAGUUCAGUAGACUAAAACUUGUUUAAAAUCAAGGUCCUUGCACAACAUGCUCUUAUCAAAAUGUAUGCAUUAUAAGUGUUUAAUAACAUUAAAAUAUAAAAUGUACGAUCCUUA
Messenger RNA from Drosophila yakuba, 840 nucleotides. RefSeq lists its product as uncharacterized. Lineage: Eukaryota; Metazoa; Arthropoda; Insecta; Diptera; Drosophilidae. The transcript has 2 exons. Bases 285 to 590 code for a protein of 101 amino acids. The record is from RefSeq and is a predicted model, not a curated record.